Dermacentor silvarum is the source of this 10988-nucleotide messenger RNA. RefSeq names its product serine/threonine-protein kinase LMTK1. Gene Ontology annotation, biological process: protein phosphorylation. Bases 227 to 4444 code for a protein of 1405 amino acids. Gene Ontology annotation, molecular function: protein kinase activity; ATP binding. NCBI's taxonomy places the organism in Eukaryota, Metazoa, Arthropoda, Arachnida, Ixodida, Ixodidae. The transcript is spliced from 17 exons. The record is from RefSeq and is a predicted model, not a curated record.
UUUUUGCAUUCAACGCCCCGCUGGUCACACCAAGAUGGCCGGCCCAUUGGUGGCAGCAGCGCGACGCGCUACGCGGUGACCGCGCUCUUUGCCGCCUUUCGCACGCGCGAUGGAUACCGGACACGGACGGAGUUGCCUGCGGAUUCCCGGACGACCGUGGGACGCUCGCUGAGUUGCCGCGACAGCUGCUUGUUGCGCGGGACCGUCGCGCGCCAACCGUGCCAUCAUGUCAACCAUGGGCAGUCUUCGGAUUGCAGCAGGCCUGGCCGUCUUCCUGGCCCUGGUCUGCCAGACAUCUGGACAUCCUAUCGAGGGAGGAGACGGAUCAGUGUCUGAAGAGAAGCAGCAGGGGAUUCCAGGUUGGAGCAGCCUCUCGGAGUCGGUGUGGGUGAUUGGGGCGUCCGUCUGCUUUGCCCUGACGGCGGCCAUUGUGGCCUCCCUGGGCUGCCUCUGCUGUCGCAAUGAGGGCAUCAAGCUCCUGGGCACACGAAAUGGGGUCAGCGUGCCGCACCUUCCGCUGGGCAGCAUGGCCCAGCAGCGGAGCAGCCUGUCACCCGAGGUGACCAUCUUCCCUCCGGCCGCUGCCGCACCCCGCCUCGCCUUCGCUCCUCCCCCUACACCCUUUGAUGACAAGGUGAGCUUUGAGCCUCUGCCCAAGAUCUUCCCUCGGCUGCCGGCGUCUCCAUCCAAGCACCCCUUGCGACCUGCCCACUACUCCGGGGAGCUGGGUGGCACUCCGAGCUCAGUCCACGACUGGUUUGACGACCCCCAGGCCAACUUUCCCCGGGAGCGGCUGCAGUACCUGCAGGAGCUGGGCGUUGGCUGGUUUGGACAAGCUGUGCGUGGAGAGGCGCAGAACCUGAACACUGGUCGGCCCAAUGACGACGACCAGGCGGUCCCAGCAACCACCACGCCGGUGGUGGUGAAGAUCCUCCGCUCGGAUGCGACGCCCACGGAGCACAUCUGCUUCCUGCACGAGGUGCAGCACCUCAGGCUUCUGCGGCACCCGCAUCUUCUUCAGCUGCUUGGUCGCUGCCUCGAGUCAGAUCCGUUCUUGUUGAUCCUGGAGGACUCGGUCACGGACUUGAAGGCGUUCCUCCUGAGCAAGCGCAACGAAGCAGAGCCCUUCCUGCAAGGUCCGAUUCCCUUGCAGGCAGCGUGUGCCAUCGCCUCUGCACUGGACCACAUGCACAGGCACAGCUUCGUCCAUGUUGACCUGGCCGCCCGCAGCUGUGUUCUUGAUCGGAACCAGGUCGUCAAGGUCGGUGACUACGGCACCUCCCUGCAAGCUUACAAGGAGGACUACCACCUGGUGGGCGAGGUAGCUGUGCCACUGCGGUGGACUGCCCCUGAAUCCCUGCACUGCACUGACUUAGCCCUGGAGGCCCGGGAACUCACCAAGGAGGCCAAUGUCUGGAGCUUUGGCGUGCUGCUGUGGGAACUGCUGUCCCUGGGAGCCCUGCCAUACGAGGGCCUGACAGACGACGAGGUGCUGAGGAGGGUGGUAGUGCAGCGCAACCUGGUGCCCGCCAGGCCCACCACGCCAGCCGGCCGGCACACCGACCGCCUGUACCAAGUUGCCACCUGGUGCUGGAGUGAAGUCCCUGGCGAACGGCCAUCCGUGCACGAGCUCCGUGAGCUGCUAGGCCACCUUCAACGCGAGAACAGCGAUGCCCACGACUUCGAGUCACGCUGGGCUGCGCUGCGACCUGAUCGUGUCAAAGAGCACAACCUUGCACCGAACCACCCUGCCGCGAUGUCCCUGUCUCGACUUGGCUUCGAGAGCGACUUCGUGGCUGCCAGCCUCCAGAAUCUGCACGGGAGCGCGGAGGACCUCCGCACUGAACCGACCGUGGAAGAGGAGGAGGAACUGACCUCGUUCCACAUCUCGGAAGCGAUCCGCGACUUGGACGCAAUCCUUGCUGCCGAGUCUGGGUCGACAGCAUCUGUCGACCUCCCCAGCGAGUCGACGCAAAGGCAGGACAGCCUUGGCAAUGAGUCUGUCGACUCGCGGGAACUCAACUCUCUCGGCUUCAAGAAGAGCGCUUCGGUGGAGGACCUGCUUCGCGAAGGGCCUGAGAAGGUGGCAGAAAUGUUUCGCAUCACCGUCAUUGACGAUGUGGAUGCCAGCGGUAGCGAGCCACGCAGCCUCGGUGCGGACUCGGACAUCUGGAGGCGACUCGACGAUGGACCUUCCGUGCCCACUCCUGGGAACGGUGCGCUGAAUGGUGGUGUCGUCGGCGGCAGUGUGGUGUCGCCAAAUGUGGGUAUCUGGGGUAGUGUUGGUGGUGGGGACACGGUGCAAGUUACGGAGAUGGUUCCACGUUCGGUUGAAAGCGACAGCGGUGUGCGGAACCCGGCAACGCGCGAGGACGUAAGUAGCCGCAUCGGAGUCGCGGGACGGUUUGGUGGUGGUUGCACUUCAGCACACGGCUGUUUCCCGACCCCUUCGGCCGCUAACUCCGUCGACAGUGGCACGCUGAGCACUAACACCCCAGAUGCUUCCUCCGGUGAUGUCCGGCGGGAAGCCAACACUGAUCUGUGCCCCCCUGUCUUGACUUGCAGCCAGAGCGGCGACGACUCUGAGACGUCGACGCCCGCUGCCGCGGCCCUCGAGCCCACAACGCAAGGCGGCAGCAACGACAGCCGUGACAGUGCUUCGUACGUGACGGCGCCGGAGUCUGAGGAAUCGAGCUUCGGGCUGGUGCCGGAACUCUUGGAACGUGCCACGUCCGAGUCAGAGACUAUGUUUCUGACUGCCAUGCCGGACGGCGACAACACGUCGGAGUGCUCCGAAGCGACCCUGGCAGACGACGACAACUUUGCAAGCCCGCGGGCGCAUUGUGUGCGUUCUUCGACACCGACGGGUGACUGUCCCAGCCCCAGCAUGUCUCCCAUCCCAAAGUGCGCAUCGUGGAAUCUGGUGGAUGACAUCGAGGAAUCGGCACUUUCGGACCUGACGGUGGACGAUGAUGUGGGGAAGGGGGGUUCCUCGUACGAGGACUCGCUUGCAAUCACCGAGAACUCGACAGUAGACGAGAUGCGCAGGAUUGCCAACGAAGCAGCAGCGCAGCACCGACACGCAAUGCAGAAUGGGCCGGUGCUGGCCAAUGGGCAUUUGUGCAAUGGACUGGAAGCACCGGAGGACGCAGGAGACGAUAGUGACGACGAAGGGCUGGUGGAGUAUGACCUCAACGACAUCUCCUCGGUCCUGGACAGCAAUGUUGAAGGCGGCGGAGGCGUACUGCCGUCCCCACGGUCGGCAUGGCCUCCGCUCGAGGACUCGCCCAUGUGCGGGGAGGAAGAGGAGAUCCUGACGGUGAACAUGCUGACCCACGAGAUCACCGUCAGGCCAGCCGCAGGCAUAGUCUUCGACGGCCACGAAGUGCUUGCCGGUGUGGAAGAGGAGGAGGACACCAGCAGCCCUCUGGGAACACCUGAACGGAAACACCAGGUCGACAGGAAGCAAGAUGGCUUGGACGACGACGCUGAAGACACGGACGACACGAGUAGCACGGGGACGUCGUGCACCUCUACGUCUGGAUCGUUCGAGUGCCUGGCACAGGACGAGGCAGAUGGCAUGGCAGAUGGCGUAGCGAAAGCAGGAAGCACUGCAACGACAGCGUCUCCUGCGCAGCGACCGCGCAGCUUGGAAGGCAGCCCCACCUCCCCGAGGCGUGCCAGCACUUGGGACCGUAGGGCCACGCCCACCAAGUCUGCUCUCAAGACUGCCAGCGGUAACAGGCGCAAGCCGGUUUCCGGAAAGGGCUCAACGUCGCUGCGCAAGACGGUGUCAUUCCACGACGUCAUCUCCUCGGUGCAUCACUACUCGGCCGACGAGGAGGUGCCUCCGUCACCACCGCCAUCUGCUCCCCCGUCAGCCUUUGACUACGCUGGCCUCAGAGACUGGGAGUUCCCGUUUUGUCUGGACGAGGAGUUUCCCGAAGCCACCAAUGGGGGCAGCAGCAGCAGCGAGGAGGAGGACGAGCUGCCCCCCAGGGGGCACCGUGGGCUGCGCAGCCUGCCCGUGCGUCCGCGCAUCACCAAGCUCGGAAGCACCUUCGGGUCUGCUUCAGCGUCUCCCCUCUACUGCAUCGCGGCCCUCUCGCACGAUGACCUCCCCACGACAGACGACGAGGAGCUGCCUACGGAACCCUCCCUUGCCGAGGAGCCGAGCGAAGACCUGCUGAUCAACCAGCGACCUCCGUGGGACUCCUCCAUGAGCGACCUGUCGAACCUGGAUGCAUCGGACGACGCCGACUCCCUCCGUUCGGAAAGCCCUGUCAGGAAGCCCUCUUCUGCCGCCGCAGCAACUGCCAAUCGCAACUUCGACCUCAAUGCCAACAGCAACCUCCGCCCCGUCCGCACAACCUCAGAAGACUCGAAUGCCAACAGCAGCUGUCACACGAACUUGGUACCCGCAGCUAAUCAUCACCAGGCUUAAAGACAGUGCGUGUGAAAAGUGUUGUUUUCAAGAAGGCCGCCUAGCAUCUCGCAAAAAUCUCCCUCCUCUAUCAGCAAAACCAGUAAUUACCACUUUGAGGCGUGUCUCGGAGAUGAGUAGCUGAGAACAAAGCUGAAGAAAGUCUUUUCACUAUCUCGAGACAAUGAAUAGAGGUUUGAAAGUAGGCACGUGCAUUGCCUCAGUCCGUCUGGGGCUGAACUGGUGAUGCAAUUGCUAAGCUUGCAGUGACUGUUGCGACCAUCUUCGGUAGGUCUCCGUAAUCUCGUCACCUUGAAGACCAGUCAUCGAGUCAACAAUCCAAUGUCUAUAGAUGCACCGAAGUCAUCUUCUGCUCCCUGUAUUUGCAGACUGUGCAAGUGCAAGGCAAGCUGGAGGUGUGGUGUUGACAGAAAGUCUUGUACAGUUUGUUUACGGGCACUCAACACUCUGCUGGUGUUGCUCUGCACGAUCUGCUAAAAGAUGCCGUUACGAAGCUUUGCGGUUGACGAAUGUUUCCAUCUGUGAUUCAAAUGAUGCGGAAUUGAGGGGCUGAAAAUGUGUCGCUCUGUCGCCUCCUUCCAUGCCUGCAGUCAUCUCUCGUUCCAACGUCUCUGCGACACGUGUACGGGCUCUCGAAAAUGGUUCUGUGACGAGAUACGCCGGCUGCUCCCGUCCAAGGUGCAGCAGGUGGCCGCUUUUCAACCGACGUGUCCCCGAACAAUGCCUGCGCCCUCAGGUCUACCAGUCAUGUACAGACAUUUAUUGUAUAAUCCCGUUUACGUGUCCUUCCUUUCAUGUUGCGUCGUGGUGUAUGACACUGUCUCUUUGGAGAACUUGGCACCGUUUAUGACAUUGACUACCAUUGCUCUGAAUUUUUCUUUGUUCUCCGAGUGUCUCGUGACUGUGCCGCUCUAGCUGGACGUGAUGGGAUUGACAGAGCUACGAAGCAAGUGCGGGCUUCACAUUACACAGAAAAAGUGAGGCGAUUUGCUGGAGCGUGUUGAUUGGUGCCAUCUCAGUACAAGUUUAAAGGCCACAAACCAAUGGCUGCACAGUGUAAUUACUUGCACUCAGGUAUCUGCAGAGAUACCGGAUGACUCGCACAGCGUAAUCUGGGGGUCACUUGCACAAACCUUUAUUAACCAUGGGUUAACCAUCUACACGCAGAGAAGAGAGCUUCGUGUAUGUGAUGGUAAGUUGCCAUGCAGCGAGUUGCCGAGCGAUGAGUGACACUUGCAUAAUACUGUUCGAUGUUUGUCUUUUUGGCAACUUGCGGUCAGUUUGGUGGGACUUUUUAACUGUACAUUUGCCUCGUAAUAUCUUUCAUGAAGUUAUGGCGUCGAUUCUGUCCUUCCUUGUCUCUUGUGGACUCUUGGCCACUUUAGCCCUUCACUAGAUUUGAGUGCGCACUAUACUCUUGCAAGGGGUUUCUGGGCUUCAGUCUUCUUUAAGAGAAACAAACCAGCAGUUUGGUAAGUCUUUACCACUGAUGUGAGGGUAAGGGCAAAAGGUGAUUGCGCAACCUCCUGCAUUAAAGGUCGAUCCUGUGUAGUCCUUGUUGCGCAGAUCACUACGUCCUUUCCUUAGAAGUCAGCCUUGCAAAUGUCAAACUGUUAGAGCCACUUUGCUGAAACAUUAAUGCACUUCAUUGUUACCAUGAAUGCAUUAUGAGAUUGAAAAGCAACCAGUAAUUAUGUUUUCCUUGUUGGACAUCUCAAUUUCAUGCAGUGUUUCCCAGGCCAUCAGUGAAUUCGCAUUUCAUGGACCCCUUGCAUUGCAGACUUAUGUGCUACCUUCGCAGCCCAUUGCAAAAGUGUAAAGGCCACUGUUUGCAUCACUGGAGUAGUGGGUCAGUACCCAAGUCUAAUGUUAAGGUCAUCAGCCAUUAUUCGUCGUGAAAUAGGAGCUCCAGGACAUGAUAACUGGUGCAUUCCAGCGAUGUGAUCAGGGGCCCUUGUGCUGUUGUGACCAGCUGUACAUUGCUUUCCGGCAGAGAUGUGGUCACCCCUUGUGCUUCGAAAAGCAUUUGAUCAUUUCGUAGCAGAGCAGUCAAGUGUUCUAGUACAAUGCUGCAUUGUCCUUCUGCUCGCACGAGCCUUAAAUGUGUUGGUUUCAAGCCUCUACCUUCCUCCAUUUGUGCAGCCAUUGUCAAACAAAGUUGGGUCUGUUGUGUCUUUCAUGAUUGUGCAACACAAGCUGUUUGCACAAACUUGAAGGUGAAGAGUGGCUUCAAGGGCAGGGGUGAGCAAUGCAGUUUGAAGGCGAGCGAAGAGGCCGCUUAUUCGCAUUGGCCUAUCCCGGCUAUCGCAUGGGGCUACUGGCCAAAAUGUGCAACAGUCCAUCACUGCAGCAAUAGCUGGGAGUACAAGAUGGGGACGAGGAGCACUCUUGAUUCUUUGCUCCAGAAGGAGUUGGCAACAUUCCCUUCAUUUAGAGGACGUGUCAGAAGUCUGAGGUUUGCGGUCUGUUGUGAAACUGAGCUGCCCUGACAUGCGAGAAGGAAUUUCUGGAAAGGCAUGUUGAGCCGUGUCAUCUCGGGGCUAAUAGAAGCAAUGCGGAUUUAAUUAGUGUGAGUCUCUGCUCGAAUAACGUGAAAAAAUAAAAAAACACCCCUGUUGUACUCCCAUAGCUGCAAUAUGUCCUCUUUAUAAAAUACGCAUUGUCUGUGUGAACAUUAUAGUGCAAUCCACUCCGUUCAUUUUCAUAUAUCAGCCUUAUUCCCAUUUAUUCAUUUUCACGAUUUGAGUCGGUGGAGUAGGUACGUCUGAUGGCUUGGCGGGAUAGGCCCUACCAAGCCAGGAGAGGCAAACAGAUUCCUCCUACAACUUGCUCGACUUUCUGUGCUUUUAAAUUAUUCAUUUUCAUUUAUUUUUUCCCAUACUUUUCCGACCUCAACAACUUCAUAGUGCUUGGGUGUUUCAGAUCAUGUUUGCUCAUUACGUGGCCAUGCCCACCCUUCCAGGUAAUAAUGCCUGCUGUUUGUUCAUUUAUCAGUGAUCACCACGUUGAUUGCGAGUCCUGCCACUCUUCACUUGAGGCAGGUUGAGGGUUUGCACGCCCACAGUCACCGCCAGGGCCCGAGAUAAAGCUUGGGCCAGUGCUUGAUUCCUCAGUCUACGCAGCACUUGCACCGUUGUAGACUUGCGCGGGACAAGAAAUGUAGGUAUAUUACUUUGCGCAUAGUGCGCCACUAUUGAAAUUGUACAUACUGUUGUGUAUGUUGUUUUCUCUUUUUCGUUUUGUAUAAUAUUUUGCAAUCUAUUUUUCUUCACAUGUAUAUGUAUAUGUCAGAAGAGUAUGUUGUGGUUUAUUGUGAAAUUUUUAUUUUCCAACGUAUGUUUGUGUCGCUCCCACUGUCCAUGUUUCGGGCAGCGCUUGCAUGUUCGAACUCGUUAGCAAAACAUGGGACACAACACGCUUCAUCUAUGUUGAAAACCUUUAAUAAUGUUUGAGGAAAUGUUCAAUGGGCUGUGGGCUUCGAACAGCCUAGAGGGUGUUGAAGUGGAGCAUUAAAAAAAGACCUUGAGGUCAUAUGCAGCCGCCAACAUGUGGGUUCUCAACAACUUGGUGCACUGGCAGCUACAGGUCACGUCAGCCAACCAGAAGGGGCUUGUACAUAGUCCGCCUCCAUUCGCCCCGUUUACAAUUCUCACCAAACGGAAGGAGAGGUGGUGCACAGUCGGCAAGCUUUCCUUCCUUCUCGGAACACAUAGCGAGCUGUCGUAACCGAUUGGCUGACGCAAGCCCUAGCCAUCACUCUGCUGCACACAGUCGACAAGACGUGCAGUUUGGUUUCGGGGCACCAGACGGGCUCCUGCAGAAAUUCCAUGUCCCUUGUAAAGGUGUAGUAAAGAGCACAAGUGCAUGCACUCGGCCAUUCAAGUGGUUGCCCGAGUUACGUGUAAACGGCUCUUUCUUUUCUGUUGUUCUGGAGGGUGAGAUGGGUGUGGGCGUGUGGCCGUACCGGUGUUGCCUCAGUGUAGUAAGGACAAGAAGCUGUGCAAGGGUACAGUAUUGCUCAAAAGAUCCUAGGCCACAUGUAUGCUAGUGUGUUGCGUUGGAGCUGUACGGCAGAGUCUCCGAUGAGAUUUGGCCACUCCAAUGCUGUGCGGAACAGGAAAAAGUGUCCUCGUUGCUAUUCAGACGUGCGGCUUUUUUUGGAUGACAAAGAAUGCAGUACAAGCCAUGCUAUGUGGCAUCAGAUCUGCUCUUAUUACAUGGCUUGGGGUCUCUUGGCUUACUCUGUACCUGUGUGCUGGAAGGCUACGAAUAAUCCAUCCACAGGACAGGUGUGGCAUUUGCAACAUAAACAGAAAGGAGUUUGGGAACCCGUAGUGUAGUAAAUCUGGAAUGGCAGAUGGAAGAUACGUUGACCUGUCUCAUGCCUUGCACAGCCUUGAUUGUUUCGAUUUAUUCAGACAGUGCAGUUUGUUUCGUGGAAUCUCGCAGUGGCGGAAGGACUUUGCUUCGCUAUGUGCAGUUUCUUGUUUUUGCUGUUAUGCAGCAUGUGCAAGUCGAGCUAGUGCGAUUUAUUCAGUAUCUGAAGCAGUGCUGUAACUAUGAGUUUUUAGUGGUCCUUGAAAACAAUGGAGCAUCAAAAUGCCCUUUUGAAUGCUUUAAAACACCCUUAAAUCUCGUAAAGCGCUUAAAAAUUAAUAAUUUUGCUUUCUGAUAUGCUUGGAGGAUAUUGCUGGACUAUCUGGCCACACUGUAGGCCAAAGUCAACCAAUUUGGGCCUUUUAGCAGCUAUGUAGCAGAUAGUGGUAUUAUUUUUCUUGUGCUUUUUUUUAUUGAUAUGCAAAGCAAGAAAAAAAAAGAUGCUUGUAUUUGAAAUCAGUAUUAGUACUUUGCUCUCAAUCUGUAAAACUUUCUAUCAUCUUCGUAUGUUUUUGUGAUAGGCCUGUUCUGAUUUUUUGCCAAGAAUGGCUUCUGUGAUUCUCCAUGUUUUGUUGAAACAAGUUGAGUGCAUGUGUAUUUCUUUUUUAUUUUACUUUUACGAGAACUGGGACAGUCGUAUGUACCCGUGUUUUAUUUACGGGUGCAAUUUGUUGAGAUUUCUUAUGUGGCCAAUGUGGUCCAUGCUCAGUAUCGCUGACUUGGAAUUCCGACUCUGUACUCAUUGUGGCUUCUAGAUGCGCACGGUGUUUUGCCAACACCUGCAGUUUGUGUCUAAAUCAGUUUUGAUCGUCUGUUUUCUGACCAGCUGGCCUCAGAAUUGUAUAUGUAUUUUUAUUUGCGCGGGUCUGGUGGAUGCCUGUGCUGCAUCAGCAUACGUAAUUAUCUUAUUGAGCACGGUGUGUGCAACUCUCAUUUGGUCUGCAGUGGGUCUGGCUUUGAACUGAUUGCACCAGUGUUUGAUGGCGGUGACUUAUGUAAGCUUUGUUGCAAGAGCAAACCACUCAAAAUUUAUAUCUUUUUAUUUGUCACCACAUUUCGGAACCACUGCCCUACACGAUUGCAAGUGCUCCUAGGUUUUUCAAAAUGUAUCGCAUUUCUUGGCAGACGAUUUCAUGUGCUGAAGGUAUGGGCGUUAUUGCUUCGUAAGUCGUAUACCAUUGCUAUGAACGUUUUUGUUGGUAGUUUGGCUUACAUAAAAAAAGGGGCUGUGCUUCUGAGGCUUAAGUGAUGCACUUUUACGCAAAGUGCAAGAAAAGUUAAACUGGUAGCAAAGCUGCUCGAUUCAUGUUGUGAUGCUUCUUCUGUAUAGGAAAGUGUGGUGCCGUAUUUCUUUGAAAACAAGCGUACACAAUUGUCGCUGUUUGAAAAACUGCAUAAGCAAAAAAGCAGGUUUAAAAUGAAAGGAAUAGUGCUUUGAGAAUAUGCUUAGAAUGCGUUUUCCACAUCUACACAUGACAUUGCAGUGCCUCGUACCGUGGUGAUUUUGGCAUCGCGCUUCUGUUUCAGGCCCGUUUAUGAUUCAAACGUUAGUGUAACUGGGAAGGUAAAGCACUAUCUCCCUUGUGAUUCAGCAUCUAAGGUUGCUCGUAGAAGGUGGGAGGGGGGUGUAAGCGUUUGCCCAUACGAAGAGCCUUUCGUGCUUAACUUUAUGUACAAUGGAAAGGUGUGGAAGUCGUCUUGUAAAUCUUCUUGUUUUUAGUUGCUUCUGUUUGGGCUUUCGUGUAUCUACCGCCUGCCCAUAGUCACAAUUAGCCCGCGCGUGAGUCAUGCAACGUGCACAUUCGUGUUGUACAUAGUGUGCGUGGCUCGGGAGAGGUGCCGUUCUGCCACGGGAAGGAGUUAUGGUUGUGCUUAUAUUUAUUCGUCCCGUAACAUGCGUACAGCAUAUAGACAGGCUCGUCCUAGAGGAGCCUCGAGAUGAAGAGUGCCAGUCAUAGAAUAAUACGGUGUAUUUUUCUUCCCCUUCCCCAUUCUUCCAUUCACCGCAGUAGUUUUAUCGAGAGUAUUUCAGUGACACCGCGUUUCUGUCCUGUUACUGGUAUGUGUGCCGCGAGCGUGUCGAAAUGUUCAAGUUUGUGUAGCGGUUCGACAACUCUGUAGCCCACCUUGUGCAUCAUGUACAUAAAUAAAAGAGGACGUAGCUAUG